Molecule: messenger RNA, 1257 nt
Organism: Necator americanus (New World hookworm)
Lineage: Eukaryota; Metazoa; Nematoda; Chromadorea; Rhabditida; Ancylostomatidae
Exons: 12
Coding region: 1-1257 (418 amino acids)
Biological process (GO): carnitine biosynthetic process
Cellular component (GO): mitochondrion
Molecular function (GO): iron ion binding; oxidoreductase activity
Source: RefSeq, a predicted model, not a curated record
AUGUUUGCGAGAUUUCAAGCAAGGCUAUUUUCAAAUGCGUCCAAGAUCGCGUCCGUGUCUCAGCCUAUCAAUCGGAUUAUCACCGUAGAAUGGACAGAUGGUAUGAAGGGAAGAUUCCCUGUGAUAUGGUUGAGAGAUUGUUCGCCGGAUCCUGUCACCUACUCAAUUGGACCUGCAAUGAUAGCAAGGAAUUUAACGAUGAACGAAUUUGAUGUGGAGCAGUCACCGAAGUCGGUCCGUUUAGAAAAUGAUCAGCUCGUAAUCGAUUGGGAGGAUAGUCAGUCGAGAUUCGAUUCAGGCUGGUUACGUACACGAAAUCCGUCGGAUGACGAAGCGGCAAGUCUGAGGCGGAAGGUGUACUUGUUCCCCGAGCGGACAUGGGGAAAGAACGAAAUCGAGGCGAGGCUCAAGAGAUUCGAUCACAACGCGGUAAUGAAUGAUGAUAAGACCCUUCAUGACUUUCUCGAAGCAGUAUGUAUGGACGGCAUAGCUGUAAUCAAAAACGGUCCCAUUGGGACCCGACGCGCUGUUCCUGAUAUCGGCGAGAGGAUCGGACUCAUACACAGUACUCAUUUUGGAAAAGUCUUCGAGGUUACCACAAAACCAGAUGCAAGCAAUAAAGCGUAUGCUUCCGAUGGAGGUCUUCCAUUUCACACAGAUUUCCCCUCAUUAUCUCAUCCACCGCAGCUUCAAAUGCUUCAUAUGAUUCAACGUGCCGAGGAAGGCGGAAACAAUUUGUUCGUCGAUGGUUUUCAUGUCGCUGAGCAGCUUCGCCGAGAAAAACCGGAUGUAUUCGAGAUUCUCAGCAAAUAUUCGCUUGAAUUCAUAGAAGAGGGUUACGAUAUCCACGAUGGACCGGAUUCCACUCCGAAAAAAUUCGAAUACAACAUGUGCGCUCGCCAUCGUACCAUCAAGCUGAAUGAAAAAGGUCGAGUGAUCAAAAUCCAGUUUGGAAACGCUAUGAGGAGUUGGUUCUACGACUGUAAUCCAGAGCGAAUUCAGGAUAUCUACAGAGCACUUAAAACAUUCACGGACUACUGUUAUCAGGAUAGAAACGUCCUGAAAUUCGCCUUAGAAAAUGGCGAUACCGUACUCUGGGCAAACACACGUCUGCUCCAUACGCGUGACGCAUUCCGAAACGCAACGAACGCUAGCCGUACACUCACUGGUUGCUACUUUGCCUGGGACAUCGUGAAAUCCAGAGUACGAUUCCUACGAAGAAAAUUGGCGCUUCCGAGCGCACAACCGUCAGCAUGA